Perca flavescens (yellow perch) is the source of this 2286-nucleotide messenger RNA. RefSeq names its product chemokine-like receptor 1. Lineage: Eukaryota; Metazoa; Chordata; Actinopteri; Perciformes; Percidae. Gene Ontology annotation, cellular component: plasma membrane. Bases 932 to 1582 code for a protein of 216 amino acids. The record is from RefSeq and is a predicted model, not a curated record. Gene Ontology annotation, biological process: phospholipase C-activating G protein-coupled receptor signaling pathway; positive regulation of cytosolic calcium ion concentration; complement receptor mediated signaling pathway. Gene Ontology annotation, molecular function: G protein-coupled receptor activity; complement receptor activity. The transcript has a single exon.
UUGUGUGCGCUGGCACUUACUGUCUGUGGCUCCGCCUCAAUGUGGUAAUAUAAAUCUGUCAGUUUGAUACUUCUGCCACAGAUUUAUCCUCAACCAACUAGAGAGCUUUGAGAAAGGUACGUAACCUUUGUUACUCCUAGACUUUGUAAUUUUUACGUGAGAUUCCUCCAACAAGGCUGUUAAAAUGAAAUAUGACAAAAAUUGAAUUGGGUAUAGAGUGUAGGGUAUUGAUUUGAAUAAUAGAGCAAAUAGCCUUAUUAAAAUGAAUUAUGUAAGAUAAACAGCUUUGUUUCAGAGAGCAUGCUGAUGUUGUGGGUCAAUAAUUAUUUUUAAAAAGAAAACACAGCUGGUCAAACUAAAAAGCUUUUUUGGUCACCAAAAUAUGUUCCUCGUUUACGUGUCUAAAGAGAUUUAAAAGUUUAUUAGAAUAAAAUAGAAAAGAUCUAACAGUUACUGUGAGCAAGUUUAAAUGUUUUGUUGACAUCCACAAACUUCAGUUGCAGUUCAUCAACAAGUGUUUCUAAAUAAUAUUCAAAUGUACAUUUCGCAUCAAGCCCCAUGACAAGAAAGCCUAUUUGUAUUCUGCAACCUAGCCAAUAUUGUAUAUUAUUGUAAUCUUUAUCAUUGGAUCUGGAGAAUUGCAUGAAUUCUGUUUUAUUUGAAAUACUUUCAUCACUUCAAAUCAUUUUGUUCAGUUCAUUUCAAAGAUGUGUCCUCAUUGAUUCAUUCAUAAAUGCAUUGAAAACUAAGUAUUAUUUUAAGAUUAAUAAGUAGGCCUACACGUCCCAUGAAAAAUUGAACAUCUAUGUAAGGGGGAAAAGGAAAAAGUUCAUAUUAUGAAUGAAUGAAUGAAUGAAUGAAUGAAUGAAGGUUUAUUCGGUUACUAAACACUAAACAUAUUAAUGUUGCUAUUGCAUUUCUCAAGACAGUGAUGGAGAUGAAUACUACCCCUUCCUAUCACAUCACUACAACAGACGUAUCUAGAAAAAAUGGCUCUAUGUUUAUCGACCAGUACGCUGAGCUGAGACAGUCUCUUAACAUCAUGUCUCUCAUUGUUUACUGCCUGGCCUUUGUUCUUGGUGUGCUCGGUAAUGGAGUGGUUAUCUGGGUGACCGGGUUCAUGAUGAAGAAAACAGUUAACACAGUUUGGUUCCUCAACCUCGCUGUGGCCGACUUCCUCUUCACAGCAUUUUUGCCCCUGAGUGUGACGUACCUGGCUACGGACUUCCACUGUUCUUUCGGCAACUUCAUGUGCAAACUCAACAGCACUAUAAGUUUUCUGAACAUGUUUGCCAGUGUCUACAGUCUGGUGGUGAUCAGUGUGGACAGAUGUGUGUCUGUGGUGUGGCCCGUCUGGACCCGGAACCAUCGAAAUGUACGCAAGGCGUCCUUUGUGAGUCUGGGUGUUUGGGUUCUGGCUCUGAUUCUCAGCGCUCCACACUUCACCUUCAGGGACACUGGGCCAUCACAUGACAAUAUCGACAUCAUCAACUGCUUCAACAACUUUGCUUUAUCUGAUGACUAUGAAACACCGUCUGUGAAGCAGCUGCGACAGUUUUGUUCAGAAAUGAAAUUUCAUUGACUUUCUUCAUAAUAUUAAUUGACCAGCAGAGGGAACUGUUUUACAUAUUUAAGUAUAGACCAGUUCCAAAGGGGUUCUCCAUGCAACAUCCAGUAAUAAUGUGCUGCAGAAUGAGGAGCAUCUCAGACCAGGGACCGCCAACUUUAGAGAGAAAUAAAAAGACUGCAGCACACUGAUUAAUGUUCAGCCAUUAAUAGUGUAAACUGAUUUGUUUCAUUGUCUGUGCUAUUAAAGGUUAAAAAUCAUUUAGCACAGGGUGACAUCUAGCUCACCCAGUAAGAGCGUGCUCCCCGUGUAGGCUCAGUCCGUUGCAGCGGUCUGGGUUUGAGUCCGAUGUGCGGCCCUUUGCUGCGUGUCAUCCCCAAUCUCUCUCCCACCUUUCCUGUCUAUCCACUGUCACUAAUAAAGGGAAAAAAUAAAUAAUCACUUAGUGUGUUUCAGUCUUUUUUUCUUCCUUCAUGAGUAUAUUAUAGUCAAUUGCGUGAGUACCUCCUUAGUCAAUGAUUAUUUUUUCUUUGAAUAUUUUAAGGUUUUUUGUGCCAAAGUGAAUUAUUACCAGUAGCUUUUAUAUUCCUGAAUAGAUGUUGUUCUGAUAAUCUUAAUGGGAUAACCUAUGAUGAAUUUGUUUAUUUUAUUAAUAAAAUAGUUUGGACAGUUUGUGGAAAAAACAUUUAGAUCCUCCUGUAUAUUUUCACAAUUUAAUU